AUGUCUGACAGGCCACCGUACAUUGUUCCUCCUACUAAACCCUCAUCCUCGCCCGACCGUGCGGCGACGCUAAUAUUCCUACACGGCUACGGCGACGACGCCGAUGGCCUCCCUCUUGGGAUUGCGCAGCAGUUCCAGUUCUACAACAAGUUGGAAUACCUGAAAUGGGUCCUUCCCUAUGCCCCUCACAAUCACGAAGCAAUGUCACGGGCCUGGUACGUUCCCAAGGCCCUGCCAAAUGCCAUGAAGCCACGCGUACCGGGCCACGAGGAGGACGAAACUGCGCCUGACGACGAAGUAGCCAUCAUGAAAAGCGUGGACAUCAUUGACAAGUUGGUGGAGGAAGAGAUCAAGAAUGGCACCCCAGCAAAGCGCAUCCUCGUCGGUGGGUUCAGCCAGGGGUGUGCCGUCAGUCUAGUUUGGGGUUUGACGAGCCGGUUCAAAAACGAGGUUGGAGGAAUGGUGUGUCUGAGCGGUUACAUGCCUCUGAGAGACCGAAUUGCGCAGUUGCGUAGGGAGAGACGGCCCGAAGGAUGCCCAGAAGAAGCCGAGUUGCCAGAGAAGGGCGGCAAGAAAUGGUUCUACGUCCAUGGAACAAUGGACAUGUUGAUUCCGACCAAAAUGUUCGCGCAGGGCAUGGAAGAGUUGGCCAAAUGGGUGGACAAAGAGGACAUCGAGGUGCAUCUCUACCCGGGUAUGGGUCACUCGACUGCAACGGCCGAGCUGCGGGAUCUGCUGGGCUUUCUUGACCGGGUGGUACCUCCAUAG
Molecule: messenger RNA, 768 nt
Organism: Exophiala dermatitidis NIH/UT8656
Lineage: Eukaryota; Fungi; Ascomycota; Eurotiomycetes; Chaetothyriales; Herpotrichiellaceae
Product: lysophospholipase II
Exons: 1
Coding region: 1-768 (255 amino acids)
Biological process (GO): protein depalmitoylation
Cellular component (GO): cytoplasm
Molecular function (GO): palmitoyl-(protein) hydrolase activity; carboxylic ester hydrolase activity
Source: RefSeq, a predicted model, not a curated record